Molecule: messenger RNA, 722 nt
Organism: Charadrius vociferus (killdeer)
Lineage: Eukaryota; Metazoa; Chordata; Aves; Charadriiformes; Charadriidae
Gene: GRAP
Product: GRB2-related adaptor protein
Exons: 5
Coding region: 51-704 (217 amino acids)
Molecular function (GO): protein binding
Source: RefSeq, a predicted model, not a curated record
AGCGAGCCCCCGGGACCCCUCGCCACCACCGCCCGGUGACAGCCAGCGCCAUGGAGUCGGUGGCUCUGUACAGCUUCCAGGCGACGGAGAAGGACGAGCUGCCCUUUCAGAAAGGGGACACCCUGAAGAUCCUCAACAUGGAAGACGACCAGAACUGGUACAAGGCCGAGCUGUACGGCUGCGAGGGCUUCGUCCCCAAAAACUACAUCAAGGUCAAGCCACAUCCGUGGUACGCGGGCAGGAUCUCCCGGCACCUGGCAGAGGAGCAGCUCCUCAAGCGCAAACACCUGGGAGCUUUCCUGAUCCGUGACAGCGAGAGCUCCCCGGGGGAGUUCUCCGUCUCUGUCAACUAUGGGCAGCACGUCCAGCACUUCAAGGUGCUGAGGGAGAGGAACGGCAAAUAUUUCCUCUGGGAGGAAAAGUUCAACUCCCUCAAUGAGCUGGUGGAUUUCUACAGGACGACCACUAUCGCCAAAAAGCAGCAGAUCUUCCUCCGAGAUGAGGACCAGACCCAGGAGGUGAGGAGGCCCAAAUUCGUGCAAGCCCAGUUCGACUUCUCAGCCCAUGAUGGCUCCCAGCUGCCCUUCCUCCGUGGGGACAUCAUCGAGGUCCUGGACUGCCCCGACCCCAACUGGUGGCAGGGGAAGAUCUACGGGCGCGUCGGCCUCUUCCCCCGCAACUACGUCCACCCCAUCCGCAAGUGAGCUGCUGCCGGUGCUGCG